CUCGAGGGUUGACGUAGCGUUUUGCUAGCAGACUGUGUUGUCGCCGAAACAGUGGUGACCCAAAAUUUACUAUAUACGGUGGAUUAGAAAUGUCUUUUUCAAAAGCCCCUUUGAAAAGGUUCAAUGAGCACGUUGGCUGUGCUCCUCCACCGGGGUCCUAUGAGGUUAAACCUGGACUACUGAAGGGAGCUGCGUCCUUCGACAAAUCUGAUCGAUUCGUCAGAGCUGUGGAGACAGGUGCUGUGGCUCCGAUGCGCUCACCAUCCAGACAUGCACUUGUGUCUCCUGUGCGCAGGACUUUGUCAGUUGAUGGGCUUGUUGAAGGAUCUAUGGGAAGUGCAAAGAUGGAAAAGAAUAGUAUGACCAUGGAAAAGAAACAGAGGAUACAUUUAGAGAGAGAGGUCCGGUCUCUGGUGCAGCAGCGAGGAGAACAGGAUCGUCGCUUGACUGCCUUAGUAGAGGAUCUGCAGAAGGUGGAGGCCAAACUGCUGGUUGCAGUCAGGGAGAAAACAUCCUAUGCUGCCAAUAUUACUACCCUUGAAAGACAGCUAGCUGAACUCAAGAAAAUCAAUGACUUUUUAAAAUGCAAGGUUUCUGCUGACACUACAAAGAAGAGAAUUAAUUCCCUCACAAUGGAACUAAUGGAGGCCAGGAACAAUUUAGAUGUUAAAAACAAGGAGAUAAGUGUCCUGAAAAUUAACACUGAAGGUCACGUGAAUGCACUACAAACUGAACUUCAAGCUUCCAAGGCUACUGUCACUGCACUGAAGGACAAGAAUAAUGAUUUAGAGGAACUCUAUCAAGCACUCAAAGUACAGAACCAAGAGCUAGAAAAUGAGAAUGCCAACUUGCAUGCCGAGAUACGGGAGCUGAGGGAGGAGAUCAGAGUUGUGCAGGAAUACCUGGAUGCAGCCAAUGAACAAAUCCAGGAUCUCCGUUUGCAGAUUCAAGAGAAGAGUCAAGAUAUCACUGAUGCAGAUUCUAAGAUGGAGGUCAAAUUAAGGGAGGUUGAAACCAAGCUGAAAGAAUACUCAACCGAGCUAGAAAAAACCCACGGUAUACUGGGGCAAAAAGAGGAGGAGGCACAGAAACACCAACAAGAGUUACAGGCAUCCAAAGAUGCUUUAUGGGAGGCAGAGAACAAGUUGCAAAACCAAGAUCUGGAGUUUAAGUCUUCACAGAAGUCUCUGAGUGACAUGGAGACACAAAUGGCAUUAGCCAACCAAGAACUUCAAGACUCUCAAGCUGUAGUGCGGCAGCAGAAGGCAGAGCUUGCUAGACUAAGGGAGGUGGUGAGGAGAACAGAGCAGGAGCUGGAUGAGAGAGUGGCGUACCUUAAACAGAGAUGUGUGUUCUCAGAAGAAGAAAGUAGCAAGACUCAAGAGGAGGGGCUGAGGAGAGUGGAGGAGUUGAAGAUGGAGCUGAACUUGUUAAAUGAGGCCAAAAGAGAUGAGAAAAAGAGAAAAAUAAAACUCCAGGAAGAACAUGCUACACUUGUGGAAGAGCUAAAGAAAGAGAGGGCACUUGUAGACUCCCUGUCUGUGCUACUGGAGCAGGAGAGGGAGGAGUCUGAAGAGAAUCUGAAACAGCUGAAGGAUGAGAUGGAAGAAGUACUGGGGGAACUUGCUAUCCUGGAGGAGCAAGACCAGUGGAGACAGGAGGUGGAGGAAAAGAAUCAAGAAGCCCUUCAGAGAUUGCAGAUGGAAAAUGGAGAGCUAGCAAGGCAACUGAGUGACAUGACAUCCUUGUUGGAUAGCACCAAAGAUGCUCUGAAGGAAACAGAGGACAGAGCAAAAGCAGUGGAAGUGAAAGUGGAGAGUGUGGAUGGAUUGGAGGAUCACCUGCAGAAACAGCUGGCUACCCAACAGGCUGAAGACCAAGCCAAGGAGGAGUUUAAAAGAAUGUUGCUGCAGGUGCAGACUCUGCUUGCACAAAAAGAUGAGGAGAUGAAGGCCAUGGAGUUGAACCACGGUGCCUUGAUCAAUCAGCUACAGCUGCAAACAAAGGAGAAAGAAGAACUGAGAGGUCAGAGCCUUACUCAGCUUCAAAACGAAAAGGAAAAGGCUCAGAAACUGCUGGAGGCUGGUACCCGGGAGAAAGAUAAAUUACUGGAACAACUCCAACAAGAAAUUGAAGAGAGAGUAAAAAUUCAGGCAGUUAUUCAGGAGGAAAGGGGAGCAUUGGAGGUGGAAAGGAAAGAACACCAGUGGGUGAAGUCCGAGCUGCUCGCGCUCCAAACCCAACUAGAGAUCAUAGAUAAGGAGAAAGAGAGUUUGCUUUGUCAAGUGGGAGAUUGUCAGACUCAGCUAAACAUGGCUGAGCAGGACAGAAAUGGGCUUCAGGCUCAGCUGGAUGAAGUUAAAAAAGAAGGGGUGAGCCUCCAGACUCAAGUACAGCUCUUGGAGGAGACAACACAUACUCUACAGUGUGAGGUGGAAGAAGAGCAACAAAGGAGACGCGCUCUCCAGGAGGAGGUGGAAGUACUGACUCUACAGAAGGUUACAUUGCAGCGGGAGAUGGAGAAGCAGCGAAAGGAACUGCAAAAAUGCUUAACUGAAGCGCAAGAGAAACCCUCCACAGUUGCUGAGACAGAACACUGGAAGAUGAUGUAUGAGAACCUGCUUGCUAAAGUCAAACCCUUCCAGGAGCAGCUUGAUGGUUUUGCAGCAGAGCGUGCAGCACUACUAAAUAAGAAUGAUGCAAACCAAGAGGAGUUAAGUAAGCUGGCAGCUGCUUACGCUCAUCUGUUGGGCCACCAGAACCAGAAACAGAAGGUCAAACAUGUCAUGAAACUGAAAGAUGAGAACACUGCCCUGAAACAGGAGGUGGUGAAACUUCGGUCUCAGGUAAGCCGACAGAAGAAUGAUCUGGAGAUGCUGAAGUCCAAAAUCCCUGGUGCACCUCGCAGGUUUGAUCCCAAGAAAGCCUUCCAACAUGACAAGGAGAACAGGAAAAUGGAAAUGACUGCAGUUCUUGGAGGAGGUGAGAACUGAAAAUAAAAUGGACAGUGCCUCGCCAUCAGGCUGUCAUUCGGGAA
Messenger RNA from Thalassophryne amazonica, 3037 nucleotides. RefSeq names its product hyaluronan-mediated motility receptor (RHAMM) (gene hmmr). Gene Ontology annotation, cellular component: membrane. Gene Ontology annotation, molecular function: hyaluronic acid binding. The coding region runs from base 90 to 2993 and encodes 967 amino acids. NCBI's taxonomy places the organism in Eukaryota, Metazoa, Chordata, Actinopteri, Batrachoidiformes, Batrachoididae. The transcript has 18 exons. The record is from RefSeq and is a predicted model, not a curated record.